Nylanderia fulva is the source of this 2119-nucleotide messenger RNA. RefSeq names its product nischarin. Lineage: Eukaryota; Metazoa; Arthropoda; Insecta; Hymenoptera; Formicidae. Gene Ontology annotation, cellular component: cytoplasm. The record is from RefSeq and is a predicted model, not a curated record. Gene Ontology annotation, molecular function: integrin binding; phosphatidylinositol binding.
ACAGCAGUGUCUCCGCAGCUGUUCGCAACUGUCAAAGAUGUCAAAAGACGCGCACUCCCGUGUCACAGAAAUACAGUCCACGGUUUUGGAAUAAAUAAACGUCAAUCAACGUCGCAACGAGAGUGAUAAGCAGUAGGCGGAGAUACGUAGAACUCGAUGCACCGAUAUCGCAGACUCCGUCCCUAAAUGAGCAUCGGGUUAUGCUGUGUGAGUCCGGAGAGAUCGCGCGAUCUUACGCGGAGGGAUAACCUCUCGGUCCCUGAUUGUCGCGCGAAAUCGCUUUGCCACGUAUAAACGAACCGAGACCCCGCAUCGGAACAAUAAUGGCGUGUCUGCUGUCGAACCAGGAAAACGUACGUUUGAAAAUACCGUCGGUUGACACGGUGGACGGAGUCACGUAUUACUCCAUCGAGAUCGGGAUCGCGUCGAUCAAAUGGACUGUGAGACACAGAUACAAUGAAUUUGCGGAAUUGCACGAGAAGCUCGUUUCAGAGCAUUGCGUCGAAAAGGAUAUUUUACCGCCGAAGAAACUCAUCGGUAACAAAUGCGAAGCAUUUGUGGAGAAGCGCAGGCAGAGUCUCGAGAUAUAUCUCAAUUGUGUUUAUAAUUAUUUGAAGAAGGCAAUGCCAAGAGAAUUGGCUGUAUUCUUAGACUUACACGUAUAUGAUAUAUACUUUUUAUUACAAAGUAUGGCCUUGGAGUUCUUUACGAGUGGCGAUGCUCUGCUACAGACUUCAAGCUAUAAAUUCAAUCCUGUACAGCUGUAUGCAAUUAGCGAGAGAUUAAAACAACCGUGUCCAUCUAUGGAAGUUGUGGAUAAAAAAUAUGACUUUAGUCACGUUUUGGACUUUAAUUCCCACUUGACUAGUCUCACAAUUGAGGGAAGUUUGGAGCCUUAUAAAACUAGUAAUAUUUAUUCAUCUGCAUUGUCGAUAGAAUUAUCCACCUUCAAAAAUGUGCAAUAUCUGACGAUUGAUCGAUAUCCUGUGGAUAAUAUCUAUAAUAUGGGAAAUCUUCGAGAUACCGUGACUACACUAAAAGUUACUAAUACCAAGCUAAGAAACAUUGUGGAAUUGGCCAUGUGCGAAGAGGUUCAUAAAAAUAUCAUAAAUGCUAAUGAUUCUCAUGUGUGGUUAAAAGUGACACAUUUGGAUCUCAGUGAUAAUCGCAUAGAAGUCAUAGAUGAAGCGAUUAAAUUGUUGCCGCAUAUAGAAUGUCUGACUUUAAACAACAAUCACUUGUCCGAGAUUUCCAACGUUACGUUAUUGCCGAGAUUGUCUCAAGUGUACCUAGCAUCGAAUAACUUUACCAAUCUGCCGGAUGAUCUUCACACAAGACUCGGCUAUAUCGUGUACAUCGACUUGUCGCAGAACAAAUUAACAUCACUCGCUAGCUUCUCAAAGUUGUACUCAUUGGAGGGAUUGGACGUAAGCUGCAAUCGCAUCGAGAAGAUCGAGGAGGUAAAACACAUCGGCCAUCUACCUUGUCUGGAGCAUCUAAGAUUGACAGGUAAUCCAGUAUCGACGAUAGUGGAUUAUAGAGUCAAAGUUUUGGAACCGUUUGGUAAGAGAGCUGCCGAUAUCUGUCUUGAUAACGAGAAACCGAAUCAAAAGGAACUCGACACCGUGUCGGUUCAUCAAGCGUUGCGCAUCGCGAGAGAAGGUAAAUCGCCAACGUUUACCGCAUCGGACGCGCCACUAUUUUCCGCCGAAGUCCCGAGUAUAUAAAAAUUUUAACCGUGCUUUUCUUUUAUCACAUGAUAAACAUGUUACGUGAAUGCUAGUUAGAUACAAACCUAACAAAAAUAUGUUUUAUAUUGCAACAUGUAAUUUUAUCAAUAUAUGAGACUGACCCCUUUCUAUCGCAGCAAAGUCGCGUAAUAUAUAUAGUUUUUCCAGUCUCAAUUUAUUGUACGUUAUUUACUAAACUUUUGUUGGUACGUUUUUUAUCGAUAAGUAGAUAACGUAAGAAUAACAUGUUUUUUAUCACUUUUACCAUAAUUCGAAAAAAGCCAAAAUGAUAAAAGAUAAUACGUUUUUUCGUAUUAUAAUCUUGUAUAUAAAUCUAAGAGAUAAAAUACGUUUUUAUCAAGCAGAAACAAAAAACUAUAGAUCCAUGA